This is a messenger RNA of Conger conger (European conger), 7601 nucleotides long. It is a transcript of the gene trim55a, whose product is annotated as tripartite motif containing 55a. Lineage: Eukaryota; Metazoa; Chordata; Actinopteri; Anguilliformes; Congridae. The transcript has 11 exons. The record is from RefSeq and is a predicted model, not a curated record. Gene Ontology annotation, molecular function: zinc ion binding. Bases 231 to 1817 code for a protein of 528 amino acids.
CAUAUAAGGACAAGUUAGCAUGGCAACCUUUGACGUGGAGGUUUCUAAAAACAGCACCGACACUCAGUGGACUGCCAGCCAGAGAGCAAUGCUUCAGACAAAACUCUAAGGACACUGCUGUUGAAGAAGGCCUACGAAUCCGGAUUGUUCUUUGGAAAUAACACAUUUAUUGCUAAGUUACUGCUUUGGGGACUGAGACGUUUCUCCCCCUCUGUUUUUCAUAGUGUGCAAUGAGUAUCUCUUUGGAGUACUCGUAUUCCAAAAAUCAAGACACCAUGGACAGCUUGGAGAAGCAACUAAUUUGCCCCAUCUGUUUGGAGAUGUUUACCAAACCUGUGGUCAUCCUCCCGUGUCAACACAACCUUUGUCGAAAAUGUGCCAAUGAUAUUUUCCAGGCCUCAAAUCCAUACCUACCGACCAGAGGGGGGACAACGGUAACCUCGGGUGGUCGUUUCCGGUGCCCGUCCUGCCGGCAUGAAGUCGUUCUGGACAGACAUGGGGUCUACGGGCUUCAGAGAAACUUGCUGGUGGAGAAUAUCAUUGAUAUGUACAAGCAGGGGUCCACAAGCAGUAAGCCCACUCCAGAGCAGAAGGUGGACCAGCCGAUGUGCGAGGAGCACGAGGAGGAGAAGAUCAACAUCUACUGCGUGACCUGCAGCGUCCCCACCUGCUCCCUCUGCAAGGUGUUCGGCGCCCACAAAGACUGCGAGGUCGCCCCGCUCACUAGCGUGUACCAGAAACAGAAGGCGGAGCUCAGCGAUGGGAUAGCUAUGCUUGUAGGAAACAAUGACCGGAUUCAGGGCAUCAUCAGUCAGAUGGAGGAAACCUGCAGGAUAAUCGAGGAGAACGGGCGGAGGCAGAAGUCCCAGGUGUGCGAGAAGUUUGACCACCUGUACUCCAUACUGGAGGACCGCAAGGCGGAGAUGAACUCGAAGAUCGGGGGCGAGCAGGACGAGAAGCUCACCUACAUCCGUGGCCUGCAGAGGAAGUACGGCGAUCACCUGGAGACCAUGUCCAAGGUGGUGGAGGCAGGGAUACAGAACAUGGACGAGCCAGAAAUGGCCAUCUUCCUGCAGAAUACAAAACCACUUCUACAACAGAUCGGACAGGUCUCCAACACGUCCCACCUGGACAAGGUGGAGCGAGGGUAUGAGAUCAUGGAGCACUUCUCAGCCAACUUCAACAGAGAAGCAAAGGCUUUGCGCAACAUUGACUUUGUCAAAGAAGAGGAGGAAGAGGAUGAGGAAGAAGAAGAAGAGGAAGAAGAGGAAGGAGGAGCGGAAGCAACGCCAUCCGUGGCGACCCGGGUGGAGUUGCCAUUGCCGCUGACAGGAUCACCCCCGGGGGCUAAACCGACGCCAAAGCAACCGCCACCCCCCCAGCAGCCCCCCCCACAACAGCCACCUGCUGCUGCCAUGGCAACCACCACCAGCACUAGUUCCCCGCAGGCCCAGCCAGCCGACACCCCGGCACAGGGGCUUGCCAAGCCGCCCGACACUCAGGAGUUUGUGAGAGGCCCUGCGGACCCCUCCCUGUAUCCCAGCUGGUAUAGGCUCCCAGCGGGGCAGGCAGCUAUCCCGCCAGCGCAGGCUGGGGACGGCGCGGCCCCAGGGCAGACACCGGCUCUAAAGGAGGGGGUCGGGCAGAAGGCGACAGAUACCAGGGCCCCAGACGCAGCCAAAAGGGAGCCUAGCUCCUCGACGCCGUCCUCUCAGGAAUUAGCUUUGUGCCUGACAGUUCUGGCUUUGUUUAUUAUACUGCAUCAGCUUUGGAGUCUGGUACAGACUGCGAUUUUAACAGUUUUGGGGGUCUUCUGAUACAGCUGCAGGUGGUCAGGGAGACAACAACCAAAACCCUGAGGACAAAGGUGGAGAGGGGCCUCGCCAUGUGUUCUCCUUCUCUUGGCUAAACUCUCUGAAAUAGCGCGCCCCCUCUCGCCUCCAGAUACUAAAUAUAGCCUACCUGUGUCUGGCUCAUAAACGAUUAGAGCCGAAACCGAACUCCGCCGAGGGUACCCUCCCCGUUUUCUUUAUGCACAGUCACGCAGCAGAGACUGUUUUUUGAUUACAUUUAGUUUAUGUCACUUUUACACUUUGAUCUAACGUGAACACUUGUUUUGAAGGCACGUCUGCACGUACGUAAAAAACUUGGCACGCAAAAACAUACGCAGCAAAGUGCAAACAGAACUUGAAAGACUUUUAUUCAAAAAUAUAUAAAUAUUAGACAUUAUCUUACACAACAGAAAUGAUUGGUUGCUCAUAAUGUGUUUAUUGUCAAAAUCAAGUUAAUAUAUUACAAUGAGACUGAAUUUCUGAGAAACCUUUGAUUUCUGAUUGGCCCAGGGCUUCCCGAAAUCGUUGAACUUCGAAACAAUCAAGGUAGAUCGAUGUUUUCAAGGAAAACAAAAAUUGGAUGUGUAGAAGCUCUCUUCGAGUAGCAUUUUUAUAAGUUAUACAAGUUCAAAUUACAUUUCCUUUGUUUUAUGAUACAGUCGGAUUACUAUCAAACCAGUUGCAAGUCUGUUUCUUCAUUUCAGGUUAAAGCUAUAAAAAUAAAUAUAAAAAUAAAUAAACUGAUGGACAAAUAAUGCAAAAAAAGAGGCGUGGUAUAGAAUACUGUGUGUUUUGUGCAAAAUGUUAAAAUAUCCUUUGGCAGAUGGAUUUGUUCCAUUUAUUUGCCGAAGAUGUCCAUCAUUUUUCGGUUGCUAUGUGCUUGUUGAGCUAACUGUUCAGCUCGAGCCAUUUCUAGUACUUCUCGAAGUAAAUGGAACGUCAGGUCCAGUGAAAUUGGGGGGUCGUCGGUCCGCUUUCCUCUUUCCAUCGAGUCCUCGAGCUGGUCAGCAUUGCUGCUCACGAACCGUCGGAUGUUGCCAACUUUUCCUCGCAACAGACGUUGGGUGAGCUGUAGCUGCAGCGCCCUUUUGACAUCUGUCGAGGACGCGUCUGGGGGCAUGAACACUUGGGGGUUCUGGUUCGCGCUGCCGAGCCGAAAGAAGUACUCCUCUCCUAGUCGCAAAAGAAUGGGAAGAGAUUGCUUCUGUAGAUCAGACUGUGGAUCUGAAGAAGCUACCUGAACAAUGCCGGAGUUUUCGAUAGGUCUACAUUCGUAACGAGGUAGGACGGUAACGAGCAGUACGACGGUGAAGACCAGGAAUGCUAGCUUCAUGUCUGAUCGCCUGGAAUCGAGAAGAGACCAUUUAUUAUAUAGAUAUGCUCUCGCUUUCUUGAAAUAGUUUGAUAUUAGUUUAAAUGCUUCGUUUUUUUUUUCCGAUGAAGACUAGGCGGGGAUAAGUUAUUCAGUAAGUUAGCCAAGACAUCAGUAAAGACCAUUCAAUUAAUGUUUGCAAUGCACUAAGUUUCAAUUUUAUAACGUUUGCAUUUUACUGUUUUGGUUAGUACUUGACUAAUAAUAAAUGUGCAAAAUAACUUUGAAUAAAAUCGUGUUUCAACGUGUCUGUUUUGUAGGGAGAAAAAAUAAUUAUCACGAUUAAUUUAUUUUAAACAUUAAAAUCCAGGAGUGGUAAUAUGGUGAGCAAUAUAUCUCAAUCCAAAAUGAUUAGUGUAAUUCAAAUAUCAGGCGAGUGCCUGGUGAUCGCAUUAAGAUGCCUAUUAAACAAAUAUGAACUUAAUUUAGUUUUACUCAAUUUACAAUGUAAGCCAAAUAAGCAUGCAAUUCAGAAUGUAUCUGCACUUCUACAGAAGAAAGAGACAUUAUGUAUCAAAACCACAAAUUGCAAACAUAAGUUAAAAUCCCCAUACCUGAGUGACACCGCUACAAGUAGUGUUUUCCUAGAAGGAGGUUUAAAUUCGACGAGUUGAUUUCCUAUUUCGGCUUUGUGUGCAGUCCCUCAAGAACCCUGGGAGAGGAUGUCUAAAAGACUGGACGGCUACUGGACUUUUAUAGCCUGGACCUGACAGAAUUGGCAGUCACUCGGCUCAUUGUUUGCGUAUGCGCACAUUAACUCAACGCGCACCUGCACGGUCAGGGAAAUCUAUCGCCUACUCUGUAGAAUAGUUCAGACGGGAUGCGUCAUCAAUGUAGUUUGCCCUUGCUAAAUGCCAGUUAUAUCAAAGGGUCAGAUAUGUUGUAAUCUCCACACAAGGUUGCCUACCCAUCGUCCAAAUACUUUAACAUGGUUUGUGCACAAACAUUGGUUAUUUUAAAUGUGGUGUUUGUUUGCAUAAUUGUUGCCACCGCCAGCUGCUUUUAAACAGUUAAUUCCGCAUUAAUAUUAAUGUGUCAUUGGGCUCAUGCAUGUUUGGAGGACCUUUCGACGCCCAGUUCACUUGCUUCUAAAGCAACUUUUGGUGGACCACCACUGACCAAAUAUUUAUUCGUUCCAUUUGGCUGUAUAUAGGGACAGUGCAUCGACAAUUUACGAGCAGUACAUCAACGAAGAAAGUAAUUUAAAUGUGUCACUUGCGGAGCUAGGAGUGAUCUGUUUCACACUGCAGGCGCGUAAGGUAGUACCACAAAUAGAGAUCCCACUAGGACACAAUAACAUCUCAAUGCAUUUGCCUUUAUCCCCACUGUCGCUCCCUAAACGCUGCCAAGAAUUCCUAUUUACGGGUGUAUACGAUCAAUGAAAAAUUAUUAUCCGUGGUGCAGUCCAGAGGAAUUGGAAUUGCACACUAUUCUAGCUGAAAGCGUUUAAAGAAGAAUGUCGGCGCAUCAAGGCUCUACACUGACAGUUUUUACAAGGACUCUUAAUGAGAACAAUUUAGGAGUACACUAAUGUAUCCCAAUUAGUGUAUUCCAAAUUAUGUUCCAGUUAAGCACACAUCAAAUUUCACGAGCAAAUGCUCCUGGAAUGGGAGUACAGUGCCUUGCGCAGUCGCUUGGAGAGCCCAGAGUUCAAUAAGCAAUGCCGAAAGAAGGUCUAAAAUGGGCGGGAAAUGUCUGCAUAAUGUAAAUUAUUUUAACGAAAAGCACAAACGUGCAAACAUUAAUUAUUGAGCGUGGACAAGAAUGUAUAUGGGUUGACGUGACCAGUCGUCCGCGCCUCAAAACGCAGAACUUCACAACGGUCGACUAAUCACAGAAUAGGUCCACUGCUCCUCCUGCGUGUGGCUCUAAAACUUUCCCAGUGUAUUAUGACGUACAUUUUCCAUUUAAAACUAGCUCAAACGGUCGCAACUGCAGGGUGGAAACCAGUAAGAACUUCGUCAAGUAACGUUAUCUUAAAUGUCUCAAUAUCUUUGGUCUGGCGAACAUUGCACUCGAAACGUGUUUUAAUCCUCUCACAACCAGGUCCACCAAGCAAAUAUAAAUUAUAUCGCUUGGUAGGUUUUGAUAUUGUUACCAAGUGGUUACACAGGGUCGUGUGGCUUUAAAAACACUCCACAUUAUAUUACAAUGACUUACAUUGAUGUUCUCUGCUAAGCUUUUUGUACGUCUCGGAUAUACAAACUUGCGAUAUCGCCACAUUUACGCAACUAGCAUUUUUUUAAGUUGGCCUACCCUACCACAACAAAUAUAUACCCUACCUGUAAUACUAUUACCCCAACAGGAAAUCCAAAAAUAAAGAGGAUAGUUAGGCCUAACGAGGGAAAGGCACCGCCAUAGUGCACUCUGAAUACGUGGGCACGUGACCGGAAAGUGCAGGCCAUCAAUUCAGUAAUUGUUGUCCAUUCCACCUGUUACAACAGACUACUACACACGAUUGUAGUUCCUACUAGUAAUGCCCAUCCAACCACCUUUACAUGAAUUUAUUAAUUCAUUAUUAUUGGCGUCAUGGGCUGUUGUGCACACAUGUUUUCAGUAGGCUAUAGGAAUCGUCUUGCUGUCGCAAUUAACCCAGUUUGACACUUCGCUGCCAUGAAUAGUGAAUUAAAAUUAGCAAGUGUCGUAUAAGCAUGUUUAAUAUUCACAACAGAUUCAAGCACACCAAGCUUCAGAAGACAUAGUUAAUCAAUUUGAACCUCUAGAAUGCAGCCGAUCUCUGGCCAUCCCCCAUUAGCUAUGCUGAUUGCAUGUCCAGAGUUGCAUGCUAACUUUUUGUUUACCAUUUUAACAAGCAUCGAAUUAAUUUUGGUAAGUAUAAGAACUCUGUGCGAACAGGGCACACCUGUCUGGAAAAGGAACAUCCUGACCGCGCGUGGUGGGACAUGACAGUAGACACCAAUGACCUUUUCCCGAUUCAAAACAUUUGGAGCGAAUUAUCAACAUUUCCCAAGGACAUGCAGACGCAUCACUGUGCAUUAAAACAUAUUAAAUGUGUUGGACAGCGUAAACUUGAAAGGGAGAGAAUAUAAAGUCAUUUGUUGUGUUCUUUAUUUGCAUUUUUACCUGUACAUGUAAUAUUGUUUAUUGCAGUAUGAAAAGUAACGGCUCAAUGCGAACUUGAGGCAUGACGCACUUGCGAAAGCAGCUUUAUCAAGUAGGCUAACAGACUUAAUAAAGCGACGGGGUUCCUACGUAUUAGCUGACCAUAAUAACUGGUGUAAAUUCCGUGUUAAAACGGACAAAAUAAAAGAUUGCAUGUACAGGUUUGUGCCACUUAUGAGCAACAGUAAAGUAGCAUAUGUUAGAAGUAAAGUGAUAUGGCCAUGCAUGCAUUUUAUUGCUUAAUUAUCUUUAAAUUUCUGAGUGCGGAAUGGUUGACAUGAGACAUUGAGAGGGAGGUGUUAGAGGAAGCGGCGGCACACAGACCUUGUAGGAAGAGGCGCAGCUACAGCUUCCUUGUUUUUACCUUCCUAUUUGGCAAGUUACCUAUAUUGAUUUUACUGAUUUAAUUUAUUUUCACACACAGCAUAUACUACAUAACCUAUUGUGCCCACAGCUCAAAGAAUGGGUACACAUUGUACAAACAGUUGUGAUGUUUUGCAGGUAUAUUGAUUGGAGCUGAAGUGUUUAGUUAAUUAAUUUUAAGUUAAACUAUCAACUUUUGUAGUGCUUCUAGAGUUAAGCUCCUUUCAACACCUCUGUGGGACAGUUUGUAUAUUUGUAUACUGAAAUCAGGUAUGCACUGCUAGUAUCCUUUGCCCAGCAUUUUGUGCUGUUCGACAGGUGAGUCUUUUGUGUGUGAGUGUGGAAUGGGGACUUAUCUGUCAUGCUCAAAGUGGAUAAGACCGAUGUCCCACACAUGCAAGGCCAUUUCAUGUUUAUUCAUAUUUCAUAGGCGAAUUUCUCCAAAGUAUGUAUGAAACACAUCUAAUGCUGUUCGCUGCUUGACUUGCUGCUAGCAUUUACUAUUGAUUCAUUAUGUGUUGAUACUUUAUAGUCUACAUUAUAUUUAUAAAAUAGGCAGAGUAAACAUGUAAAUCUGUUUAGACCAAUCUAGAUAGAUCUGUUUGAUAAAUAAUGCUUCUGAUAUAUAAAAAUCACAAGUCUUGGAGGUCAUUCUAUGAAGAAUCCUUCUAUGCUAACUGCUAUGUAAGUCCUUUUAGAAAUACAUUUUAUUUUAUAUUUCCAUGCAAGAGACGUGAGAUUUGACCUGUACUUAUUAGCUUGGUGUGCAGCUGUUCAACUUGAAAAAUAUUGAAGCUAGAAACUUUUGUGAUAAAUGUAUAUCCUGUAUAUUUAAGUCAAUUUAAGCUUUUAAACACCACAAUUUCUAUGAUUAUAAUGUCAUUUUAUCUCAGAGGAUUUUUUUUACAGUG